Boeremia exigua is the source of this 1496-nucleotide messenger RNA. RefSeq names its product major facilitator superfamily domain-containing protein. The transcript has 6 exons. Lineage: Eukaryota; Fungi; Ascomycota; Dothideomycetes; Pleosporales; Didymellaceae. Gene Ontology annotation, biological process: transmembrane transport. The record is from RefSeq and is a predicted model, not a curated record. The coding region runs from base 66 to 1427 and encodes 453 amino acids. Gene Ontology annotation, molecular function: transmembrane transporter activity. Gene Ontology annotation, cellular component: fungal-type vacuole membrane.
GUCUUCUUAACUCUCAGACUGCCAAAGUGGAGUCUUAAUCUUGCUUGCCCCAGAUCUCAUUCUGUAUGAUGCCUACUAAACACCAAACGCCCGGCAAGAAGAUGCCAGCUAGUGAUAUCGCAAUACUGUCGGGAGCCAGUGCUCUGCCUGACUCGAUAGAACGGGAAAUUGCAGAUGCACUACCGCCUCGUGAUCGUGGCAGAGCUGCAUGGACAUGUCUGGCAGCCAUAUCAGCCAUAUCCAUGUCAACUUGGGGCUUCGGUGCCACUCAAGGCGUCUUCCGUGAAUACUACUUCAAAAAUCCCCCUUUCCAAGGUAAUCAACUCGUGGCAUCAAUUGGUCUGCUCGUUGUCGGCAUCCUACAAUCACUGUCGCCUUUUCUCCUUCACUUGAUUGGCAGCUACCCAGAGUCCAGGCAAUACAUGAUGUGGGUUGGAAUGGUCUUAGUUGUUGCCUCUUCGCUGGGCGCUGCUUUCUCUACCACAGCCUUGCAGGUCAUUAUGACUCAAGGCUUGAUGUACGGGCUUUCGAGUGGCCUUCUCUUUGCCCCUUGCAUCAGCUUUGUCGACGAGUGGUUUCUCCAGCGCCGCGGACUUGCGAAUGGCAUAUUCUUUGGCUCGGCCAAUAUUGCUUCAGCUGCCCUCUCGCCUAUAUUUGCACGUCUUUUGCAGCGCUUCGGGCCACGUACGACCCUCAUUGGUUGGACACUAUUCAUCGCCAUCACGAUUUCCAUAGGUAUCCUGUGCAUACGCACUCGCCCCACACAGAGCACACGCACCGAGACUGGAGAAGAGAAACGAAGGUCUACAUUCCGACCUUUCAAGAGCAUGUACUUUUGGUUAUUUGUAUUCUCAAUGGCUGUACAGAGCUUAGCCAACAACCUCCCCGCGAACUAUCUUCCCAGCUAUGCCACCGAUCUUGGAGUGGACUCGACAAAUGCAGCGCUUUUGGUCACAUAUCUGUCACUGUCUGGUAUCGUCGGCCAGGUUUCGCUUGGAGCCCUGACAGACGCAAUUGGCCCUCUAGUUCCAAUGCUACUCAGCACUCUAAUCAGCAGCUUCGCGGUUCUUCUUGUAUGGGGCUUAGGUAAAACAUAUUGGACUAUGGUUAUUGUUUCGGUUCUUUUUGGGGCUUUCGCUUUCAGUUUUAUGGUUCUGCGAAGUCACAUGGCCGCUAUUGUGGUGAACGAUAGCGACCGACCAGCAGAGGAGCUUCUUGUUUCUGGAGUUCUCUUAUUCACAAGAGGAAUUGUGGGAGUUGUAUCCGGUUAUAUCGCUGCCGCAGUUCUCCAGAGCACUGGGGACAAGGGAGUGACUUCUGGAUACGGUGCAGGAAAAUGGCGCACGUUCAUCAUUCUAUUAGGCACCACAAUGACUGCGGCGACCAUUGGCGUUCUCGGCCUUAUCAAGAAGAAGACUACCUCUUAGCUCUCAGCCCCACUUAGUUACCUCGAUGAUACGUACAUCAGUAGAUAAAUCCUCGAGUCUCCUGUCGAC